AUGGCUUCCAGAGAAACCUGCCGAACUGAGCUCCGCUCCGCCGUCCGCCACCUCAGCGACCGCGGCCUAUACUCCGCCGCCAAAUGGGCAGCGGAGCAGUUAAUGGGGAUAGAGCAAGACCCCUCAAAGCACCCCCCUUCACACACUCGAUUCCAGCGGGGGAGCUCCUCCAUACGCCGCCGCUAUCGGACGGCCGGCCCGGCUGACGCCUCCGCCACCCCUUCCGGCGGAGUUUCAUACGUCACCACCCCAACAAUGUCGGUGCCCGAGGAGUACGAUUAUGAUAUGAUGGAUGGCGAUUUUUAUCUGCUGGCAAAGUCUUACUUUGACUGCAGGGAGUAUAGAAGGGCUGCUCAUGUGCUGAGGGACCAGACGGGCAAGAAAGCCGUGUUCUUGCGAUGCUAUGCACUUUAUUUGGCUGGAGAAAAGCGAAAAGAAGAAGAGAUGAUAGAACUCGAGGGACCUCUAGGCAAGAGUGAUGCCACCAACCGAGAGCUCGUCUCUCUAGAGAGAGAAUUGUCAAACCUCCGCAAAAACGGUACAAUCGACCCUUUUGGUCUUUACGUGUACGGUCUGGUCCUCAAGGAGAAAGGCACUGAAAAUCUCGCAAGAUCUGUUCUUGUCGAGUCCGUAAACAACUACCCUUGGAACUGGAGUGCUUGGUCUGAGCUUCAAACAUUAUGCACCACAAUUGAGACACUAAACGGUCUAAACCUCAACAACCACUGGAUGAAGGACUUUUUCCUAGCCAGCGCCUAUCAAGAGCUCCGCAUGCACAACGAGUCCUUAGCCAAAUACGAGUAUCUGCACGGGACUUUCACUUUCAGCAAUUAUAUCCAAGCCCAGAUUGCGAAAGCUCAGUACAACCUCAGGGAGUUCGAACAAGUGGAAGUUAUAUUCGAGGAGCUUUUACGAAACGAUCCUUACAGAAUCGAGGACAUGGACAUGUACUCCAAUGUGCUUUACGCCAAAGAAUGCUUUUCGGCACUUAGCUAUCUCGCUCACCGUGUUUUCUUAACCGAUAAGUACCGGCCCGAGUCAUGUUGUAUAGUGGGUAAUUAUUACAGCUUAAAGGGGCAGCACGAAAAAUCGGUCAUGUAUUUCCGGAGGGCUUUAAAAUUAAAUAAGAAUUAUUUAUCCGCAUGGACACUGAUGGGCCAUGAGUAUGUGGAGAUGAAAAAUACAUCGUCAGCCGUUGAUGCCUAUCGACGGGCUGUGGAUAUCAACCCGUGUGAUUAUCGGGCUUGGUACGGAUUAGGGCAAGCGUACGAGAUGAUGGGAAUGCCUUUCUACGCUCUUCAUUAUUUUAAAAAAUCUGUUUUCUUGCAGCCGAGUGAUUCUCGGCUGUGGAUUGCAAUGGCUCAGUGUUACGAAACCGAACAACUUCACAUGCUUGAGGAGGCCAUUAAGUGCUAUGAACGGGCGGCUGAUUGUAAUGACAGGGAAGCUAUUGCCUUGCACCAGCUGGCAAAGCUUCAUUGUGAGCUUGGUCGAGCUGACGAGGCCGCGUUUUAUUACAGGAAGGAUUUGGAGAGGAUGGAGGCUGAGGAGAGAGAAGGACCGAACAUGGUUGAGGCUUUGAUGUAUUUGGCUCAACAUUGUAAGACUCGGAAGAAAUUUGAUGAGGCCGAGGUUUACUGUACCCGCCUUCUUGACUACACUGGCCCGGAGAAGGAAACUGCUCGAGAUCUUCUAAGUGGAAUCAGAUAUGCAAGGGAUGUCGAGCAUUUCCCGCCAUAA
Striga hermonthica is the source of this 1740-nucleotide messenger RNA. The record is from the annotation of a GenBank genome assembly. Lineage: Eukaryota; Viridiplantae; Streptophyta; Magnoliopsida; Lamiales; Orobanchaceae.